GGGACGAUUGGAGACAACAGAUCGACGGUCACUCCACUUAUUUGAGAAUGAACUACAAGCCAGAAUUGAUCAGAUCUUGAACCAACUGGAGCGACUGGAGUUUCUAGCGUGCAAAGAACCACCAAAUCGGCGCCAAAAUGCCAAACUGUGAGUGCAUCAUCAAACAUGUCCAUGACAACUAGUUCUUCCAUCAUCCUUGACCCUGACCUUUCCCGCCUGUGAAGAAGUACGCCAGAAAGCUGACCCACACAGAAACCAGCUAUUGCCAUUUUACACAUUAAUGAAUGGGAUUCCAAUGCAUGUUUUACUGAGUAGUCUUGGUUCAAGGCUGGAUUUCUUCAUAGCCCACAGAAGUGAAACUUGUCAGAUCAUGAAAUUACAAGUUUUAUCUGUAAUCAUAACCAAAACAGAACCAGCAGUUCUAUUUAUUUAAAAUAAUGAUUAAUGGUUUCAGAGCUUUUGCAUGUAUGGACUUUAAGUACUGAAUUGAAUUGAUUAACUUUAGUAUGCUUGAGGUGGAAAAUAGGGCUGUUGUAGGUUUGUAUACCAAAGGUUGUAAGUUCAAAGCCAAAAAGAUUCAUGGCCCAUGAGAAAGAACCUAAGUUUGCUCUGGGAGAUCAUCCCUUUAUUAAAAAUGUGCAGUAAGUGGCUCUGGAUAAGAUGAGGAUGCGUGUUCUAAAUGAUGAAUAAUGUAAUGUGAUGAAGAUUAAUAGUGUUUGUCUUGUGACAGUGGGCUCCAGUGAAAACAUUUUGUCGGUGACCACGUCAUCACCAGCUUUCCUGCCCUGUGUGGCAAAGCCUGGCUACAACACUGCACAAACAGACCUGAGGCGUGUUGAUCAGUUGAAGUAUGAUGUGCAGCAUCUACAAACAGCCCUGAGGAACUUCCAGCACAGACUCGACACUCGUGAGGCACAAGAGAGAGAGAGAGAGGAGCUUUUGAGCCGAAGUUUCACAACAAAUGAUGCCGACACCUCCAUCCCCAUUGAUGAGACCCUGCAGUUUAAUACCAAUCUACACAAUGCACACAGAGGAAUGGAUGAUCUUCUAGGCUCAGGCUCCAGUAUCCUUAACGGCCUGAGAGAUCAAAGAAGCACGCUCAAGGGUAUCCAUAAGAAGAUGUUGGAUGUUGCAAAUAUGUUGGGCUUGUCUAACACCGUUAUGCGUUUGAUUAAUAAACGAGCAUCGCAGGACAAGUUCAUCAUGAUUGCUGGAAUGCUGGCUUCUUGUUUUGUCAUGUUCCUAGUGGUUAGAUACCUCAGCUGAACUUUCCAACCUUUAGCCGAACUACUGCCUUGGUGGAGCUCAUCAGUGGCACAUUCCAUCUCUCAUGGAUCUUAUUGUGAAAAUGAAUUGUUAAUUAUAAACAAAUCCAUUUCUAACAUACCUCAAAAUGUUUUCAAAUUCAGACACAGAGUAGAUGUAGCGAGGUCAGUCUCAUCUAUGGCACUGUAUUUCUUAAUAUUUAAUUUCUAUAUCUGCAGUAUUUUUUAAAAGAUUUUGUUUUCUUUCAUCACUUAUCUAAGCUGACUGAAAUAAGCAGCAUGAACCUGCACACUUUUCUUUUUGGUGGAGUUUCUGCUGCUAACGACUGAAGAACUCCUGACUCAUGUCUUUCUCUUUCCAUCUCUGUUUUGCUGUUGCUGAUGGUAUAUUAGUAUCAGAGCAGUUAGUAAUUAAAAUUAAGUUGCAACAUUUUCAUUCAGAAGGAUUAAAGAAUUGGUCCCUUAUUCUGCUUCUUUAUCUCUACCUUCUGGACAUCAAACCCUUAUGUUUUGAGUCCUCGAUCUUUGAUUAUUCAUUGCUGUGCUGAAAUCGAAUUUGUUUAUAAUGCCUUUAAACCUUACUAGGCUGUGUACAGUCUUGAAUAUUUCUUUGCAGUAAACACACACAAAUACACAAAACUAUACUUGUUUUGUAAUCUUAAAACAGUGUAAUUUGUAAUGUAUUCCAUUAGAAUACUCAAGGUUAGUAACCUAAAUUAUUUGGAUUACUUUUUCAGCACUGGUAGAUUUUUUACAUUUGCUUUGUCUAUAAAAAAACACACAUGUUAAAAAUACAUUCUCUGAAAAACCUAAAUAUCUUAUGCAGUUGUUUCUAAAACCAGAUCAAGCUAAUUGAUCUUAUUUUAAGGGGUUUUAUUAAAUAUUUUUACAAGAAAACAAUGCAAAUUCAAAACAGUGUUACUAUGAAUGCAAACUUUAAUACAGUGAAAAAGACACUCUAUUAUCAUAA
This is a messenger RNA of Xyrauchen texanus (razorback sucker), 2235 nucleotides long. Its product is annotated as Golgi SNAP receptor complex member 2-like. NCBI's taxonomy places the organism in Eukaryota, Metazoa, Chordata, Actinopteri, Cypriniformes, Catostomidae. Gene Ontology annotation, biological process: vesicle fusion; intra-Golgi vesicle-mediated transport. Gene Ontology annotation, cellular component: late endosome membrane; SNARE complex; ER to Golgi transport vesicle membrane. The transcript has 5 exons. The record is from RefSeq and is a predicted model, not a curated record. Bases 700 to 1266 code for a protein of 188 amino acids. Gene Ontology annotation, molecular function: SNARE binding; SNAP receptor activity.